This is a messenger RNA of Hemiscyllium ocellatum (epaulette shark), 4944 nucleotides long. Its product is annotated as CUB domain-containing protein 1-like. The coding region runs from base 181 to 2565 and encodes 794 amino acids. The record is from RefSeq and is a predicted model, not a curated record. The transcript has 9 exons. NCBI's taxonomy places the organism in Eukaryota, Metazoa, Chordata, Chondrichthyes, Orectolobiformes, Hemiscylliidae.
CACGCCUCAGACCUACCUGGAGGGCGAGAGAGGAGUAACCUGAACAGGAAGCAGAGGCCGAUGUGGCGGGGAAAGAGAAAAAGACGGGAGGGGAAAUAAAAAAAAAGCUGCCCACAAUUGGUGAAAGGUUUAACUUUGGAAAACACCCUCUUUCCCCCUGUUUGAAAGUUCGGAGGGGCGAUGGGGUUCGCUGGGGUGUGCUUUCUGCUGUUAAUGGGCUCCCUCCUACUAAAAGACUCUGAAAUGAUCUCAGUCACUGCCCGUGAGGGUAUGACUAUAAACAUCAAGCAAGCACCUGGGGGUUUGCAGAAUUCUGAUUGCAAAAUUUGCAUCACGGAAGAAGAAUGUUAUGACGAUUACCAGAUCAAUCCAGGAAAUGAGUUUGAAUUUGACUUCAGCUGCAGUGACCCUGAGCAGAUAUUUGUUGCUGAAGUUCAAAUAAAUAUUGAAAGCAAAGAGGCCAAUCUGACUGAUGCAGUGACUCUGCCGGAGUUGCCACAGCUCAACAGGACCUACAUCUGGGACAUUACUGUACCUUACAAAGUGGGGGUGCACAUGAGUUUUGAACACAAUCACUUGGAGCAGAUCGACUCCAUUGAAUGCGAGGAUUCUCUCACAUACACCAUCAAGGGCCACUUACGCUCUGAGGCCACAAGUGCCGUCCUAGUUGGUAACUUUUGUCGCAAUGGCACCAUCUCUAACGUGAAGGUCCAGGGCAGAACAGUAGUCGUGCUAAAAGUCCCCUGGAGUGAGCCGAUUGAGGGUGCAGGAUUUCAGCUGUUCUUCGUUCUUCCUAUUGGAAAGUUCAGUGUUAUCAAUGUGAAUCUGCAGCCUGGUUUUCCGGCCAACUUCAUGUCGGCUGAUUGGCCCGAUGGCUUUCCAAACGAUGAGCUGAUGUCCUGGCAGUUCUCCAUCCCCUCCAACUACCAUGCUAACGUCACCUAUGAGACUUUGACCUUCCCACAGUGCAUCAAGAGGAAGGCGGAUGUGUACACAAGGCAGCCAAUCGUUGGGAAAAUGGAAGGGAAACAUCGAACAGAUUUUGUUUUAAUUUUGCAGAACUGUGACAUGGACCAGACAAGUCCCCAAGUGCUAACCUUUAGGUUCCGGGUUGAUCUCCUUCAGUGUAGAGAGAGUUAUGAAAUCAAAGUGAGCGAGGGCGAUUCGAUGGUAUUUAAGCAGAUCUCGGAGACAUCUGGAGUUGCCUUUCCCCUGCUUUGUAUCUGCACCUCUCCCGAGCUGACAUCCAACUGUGACACCAAGUUGCGAUUGGAAGGUGGAGAUCACACGAACGUCUCUUUCAACUCCAAAUGCGACCCGACACGGGAUGUCAUUGUGGAAGCCACCAGGAAUAUCUCCUGUAAAGAUGUAGAAGAGUGCUCGGUGAAUAAUGUGGACCUGGCCUUGCCCUCUGUACUCUCGACACUGCCCGUGGCCCAUCAGACCUUCAAGUGGGUGCUCACACAGCCGUCAGAACUGACCAUUGAGUUGGCGUCUGAGCAUCUGAAGCUGCAGCAGCUGCUCCAGGGUGACAAGUGCGAAGGCAACUUGACGUAUAAUGUCAGCACAUUCAGCCGAGAUGGUGCUAGGUCAGUGGUUGGCCAGUUCUGUCCCAAAGGAGCAUUGGAGAGGAUCCAGACAGCUGACCACGUGUUAGUGGAGCUGAGGACAUCACAUGGCUGGGACUCCAAAGACCAGGAUGUCAAACUGUCUUUCAUUCCCCGCCUCACAGAGGACUACAUUAUGAACAUUAUCCCAGACGUCGACUCCCCAGUGCACCUCCUCAGUCCUAACUGGGGAUCUGGAAUGCCUAACAGGUUAACUGCGUCAUGGAAUAUCUCCGUUCCUCCGGACCACGUGGCUGAGCUUACUUUUAUGAAGCAGUUGAUCCCUAAGUGUGAACAUGGGCAUGUGACCAUUGUGAUCAUCGAGCAGAUCAGUGACGGCGUCCACUUGAGCUACAGGGAAUCAGACACAAUCCCCGAGUCAGUCCUGGAACUGCACCACAGGUUCUGGCUAAACGUGUCCAACUGUGAAACUUCAAGUGGCCAGCUGAGUCUGAUGUUUCAGGUGCUGGUACGUGAAGAUUCGAUGGAUAUUAUAACGAUUGCUGCUGCUGUCGCUGGAGGUGUGGUCCUUCUCAUUGUCAUCGCUGUGAUUAUCUGCUGUGUUAGACAACGGAAAAGGCAACAACAGUUGACUGCCCUUGGCACGUACUAUCCUGGUGUGAGCAGCCGUAAGCCAGGUCAGAGGAGGAAGUUUGUGAAGGGGAGACAGGACAACGAAUCGCACAUUUACGCCGUGAUUGAUGAGGACCGUAUUUACGCUGAUUACUUCAACAAGUCAGGAAUGUCGACUGUCCCCGAGGUGGACGUGUAUCGUUCUUUCGAUGGUCCGAUGGGUGAGAUGCCACCUUCUCUCCCUCCUCCCCGCAGCACCGUGUCCAAAGACACCUGGCCAGAGGGCAUGUCCAUGGUAGCCAAUGACCUGUAUACGUUCUCAGUGAAGAAACAGGACGUGGAGAAGAGUAUCCUUGAGAAGGAUGAACAAGAUUCCAGUUCCUAGCAAACCAUUUGCUUGGUUCUAACAAACUGUGUGUGCGUGUACACAUGACGACUACAAAGAAAUAAUAUUUUGAUGGGCUGUGCCUCCCUGGUUUUAACCUUUUUCUGAAUGUGGCAACAUUUUGGGGCAUUUUUGUUUUGAUGUAAUGCUCUGCCUUCUGCUUUUUGCUGUGUCUCGUGGUGGGGCUUAGUUCCACAUCAUCCCGAACAUCACCUUUACAUCACCUGCACUGUUCACGGCUCCCCUUCAACACAGAUAAUGGGAAACACAGAGGGAAGUGUUUUAAACUUAUAAAGGUACGCCUCCUCUCUGUGGUAUUGCUAGGGAUGGCCAUUGCCAUUACACUCAUUUGAAAGUGGCAUUGCAUUCAGCACAAGCCACUUGUCUGUAAUUUUAUUUUGUCUGCUCAUUAUCUGUGACUGUAAGUCCAGACUAGCACAAAUUCCUUAAUGUAGCCCGCUGUAGACACUGAACCUGAUCAGCCACUGAACGAGACAUUGCAUUUGUUCUUUUUAUUUCGUAUGGUUUGUAAUAAUUCUUAGAUGUCUGGCUCCUCGCUUCACCCAACACUCUCUGAGGAGUGUCCUUCAAACUAAUUAUAACUAGUUGUCAUCUUUUUGAACUGGUUUACCCAGGUCACAGCUUGUCCCAGUUCACAUGGAACACGAAUGCCCACUGGCUGAGUACAGUGAAGAUUCAGUUCCUGCCUCUUCACAGCUAAAUCAUUUUCAGUUACUGAGUUGCGCAGGAGGCAGAUGAGAGUAAAGAUUACUUUUUAAAUUGUCUUUUUUUUAAAAAAAAAAGUUGUCCCUUUUGUCCCAGAAAACCAAAUGAUUUAUUGCACCUAAAGUGACAGGAGUUUUGUGUUAUAUAUAAUUAAUGUGUCAGAUGUACCUCAGUUUGUACUUGUGUGUUGCAGGCUACACCUAUCUAGAGCUUGUAUCGGUCAGUACAGUUAAUAGAAAUGAUGGUAAAUUCCUGUUGUGUUGGUGACUUCCAAACUCUGUAAAUUGUACACUCAGUAACACUCUUCAAUCUCUGAAAACCACUGUGGGUGUAUCAACAUCCAAGGACUGCAGUGGUUCAUAAAGUCAUCUUGCCACUACUUUCUCCAGGAUAACCAGAGAUUGGGAAUAAUAGCUGACUUAGCCAGUCAUAUCCAAAACCCAGUAAUGGCUUGCUAAUAAUGGUCUAGGUUGGGUGGACCUCUCUGUCUGGUAGCCUAUGAAGCACUUGCAAGUGUUGGUGCAGGACCCUGUAGUUCUCAGCACAGAAUGUCUGUGUGAAUUUUGACAUGUUGUACAUUAGCCUAUCGCAAAGAUUUGGCUUGGAAAUCAAAACCAGGCAGACUCUCCCGACCAUGAGUUACAGAGAGCUAUUGGGGCAUGAGCACUUAAAGUUAUUGGCAACAGAAAGAUGCCAAGUGAGCUUUGUGUCUUAGACUCAUCAGGACACAUGCUAGAAUGGCAAUUUCCAAAGGGACUAACAACUUAUAUUGCAUGAAAAACAGAUUGCUGAUCUGUUGGCAAGUGGAGAACGGUUGCCAUGGAGAAUGCACUAGGGCACAGAUAAUAUUUUGUUUAAAUUGUAAGAAGGCAAAUCGACUGUGGUCAGGGUGUGCCCCAGGGGAACAAAUUUUUGUUUAACUCAAAAGUGCACUACCUGAACAAUUUCCUUCUGUCUGCAGAAGGUCUGUGUAUGAAAAUGUUUAGCUAUUAACCAUCAAUCAGUCAUUCAGAGUCCAACUGAUGACCUUAAAUUGCUUGUUCGUGUCAUUUCUGACACACACACAGUUGUUCAGUAAGUGUUGUCCAAUUGUAGCAACAAAUCCAAUGUUGACAUCACAAUUUUGAGCUCAUCCCUUAAAUUCCUCGGUCUUUACUGUUAGUAAAACUAUACAAAGCCUCUGGCAAAAUUAGCAGAGGGAGAAGAUCAGAGGAUUGCCCUUUAAUCAUGCUCUUUAAACCAGUGGUGUAAAUGUGAAGUGUUUGUCUUUCACUGUACUUUCCACACGACAUUUCCCAGCCCCCGAUCCUGGAGUGAGUCUGAAUUGUUUGUAGCCUCCUGCCUUCAUAGAUACUAUUGGUUACAGCCAAAUCCCCACUUUAACCAAGUGUGCUUAGACAGAUAUCGUGAAACAAGUGGGCGGGAUUUGAAUUCAUGUAAACCCUGGACAGUAUAUACUGGUAAUUUAUUUAUGUUUUUUUUAAAAAACGCUUGUUUUCAGGCUGCAUGUGUAAAAUGCUUGGAUUUGUGAGACAAUGACUCACCAGAUGAGACUAAUGACAGUUACGUUUUCCAAAAACGUGAAAAAAAUAAACUUUUGGAAUGAUGGAUUGCAGUUGCUCUUUGUUUUAAUAAAGUCAUUUUCUUUUUUUA